Molecule: messenger RNA, 1074 nt
Organism: Penicillium crustosum
Lineage: Eukaryota; Fungi; Ascomycota; Eurotiomycetes; Eurotiales; Aspergillaceae
Exons: 1
Coding region: 1-1074 (357 amino acids)
Source: RefSeq, a predicted model, not a curated record
AUGAUCUCUCCCCCACUGUCUCCAGAAUUCAGCUUUGAUUCCGAGACCGUCACACCCUCUCUCCUCCCAGCUCUGGAAUACAUCUCCUCCAAACUCCAACAAAGAAUGAUGCACGUCACCCUCCUCAUCGGCCGUGGAAAGCCCUACCCGACCGGUCAACCCUCCGACCUAAUGAUCAUCCCUAUCCACACAAUCGAGCCACAAGCAUGGCGAGUACUUGAACGGGCCAUCUUCAAAGGCUCAAGAAAGUUCUCACUCGGCUCUAGCUGGACCGAUGCCAUCAGCCGUAGCCAGUAUGAGCGUCAGGCAAACGAUCACCUCGUCAAGCAAUCCAUCCUCCAAAACGAAGUCAUCUUCAGCCAGGAGGGUCUAACUCUCCUGAACAUGGACCGUAUCUAUACUUUCAAGCGUCGCAUGUGUAUCCUCUCUACCCGCCCUUUCUCCCGCGACGACAAACAGUCAAUGUCAUCCUGCGUUCGUCUACUCCACCGCAUCGUGAAGGAUUUCUCCGGUCGCCCCUUCAGCAAAGCUUUCUUCCACCGCGUCUAUGAGCAGCUUGAUGUCCCAGAUGAGCAGCUCACUGCCGUCGCAGUUGCGUACAAGAAUGUCCACAACGAGGACGCUAUCAUUCUUCCCGUCCAGGCAAAAGCUCCAGCUCCAGCUCCAGUGCCGACGCCAGCACCAGUUCCGGCCCAAGUCGAACCCAUCGUUCCACUCAAAGUUGCAGCAAACGUCCAGGCCAAAGUCCAAGCAAAGGUUCAAGCAAAAGCCCAACCCAAAGCUACCGAGCGAGUCAUUUUGAAGCCCAAGGCUGAUCCCAUCCCUAUCCGGGUGAAGGCCGAACGCCCCCGUGAAGUGAAGAGAUCCCCCAUCCAGACUGUGCGCGGUCGUAGACAGCCUCCGCCAUCAAAGAUGCGGGGCCAGAAUAAGCGUGGGCCCAAGACGCCUCUUUCGGCGUCGGAUGUUACUCCAAUCACGCGGAAUGAGUGGAAUAUUCUUGUCAGCCAGGAUAUUCGUGUGCAGCCCAAGGUUACCAAGUGGGUUCCGUCACCGACUGUGUUGGCCGCAGCCUGA